GGCGCUGGCCGGGCUCCUCCUGCCCGCGCUUCUCCCCCUCCGAGGCUCUGGCGCCGCGCUCCUCGGGCCCCGUGCCUCUCCCCAGCAAUGGCGGCCUGGCGCUCCGCGUUCCUCGCUUGCUUGGCUUUCUCCCUGGCCACCCUGGUCCAAAGAGGAUGUGGGGACUUGGAUUUCAAUCUGGAGGAUGCUCUGAGAGAGACGACAACAGUAAAACGGAGAUGGGACUACAUCCCCACUACCACGACCAGGAGGCCAGGAACAACCAGAGCUCCAGCAAAGCCUGCAGGUGAUGAUUUUGACUUGGCCGAGGCCUUGGGUGAUGGAGAUGACGGCGGCAAGAAGCCCAGUGCAGGAGGAGGAGAGAGAUGGGACCACAUGCCCACUACCACAACCAGGAGGCCAGGAACAACCAGAGCCCCAGCCAAGCCUGCAGGUGAUGUACUGCCUGGGCAGCCCAGACCUCCUAAAGCUGAUGAGUUUGACUUGGCUGAUGCCUUGGAUGAUCGGAACGAUCUGGUCGAUGGCCACAGGAAGCCCAGUGCAGGAGGAGGAGAUUUCUCAGACAAGGAUCUUGAAGACAUGUUAGGGGGUGGCGACUACAAGCCUGACAAGAAUAAAGGUGAUGGUGGCUACGGCAGCAGUGAUGACCCUGGAUCUGGCAUGUCAGUGGAGACAGGCACCAUCGCCGGUGUGGCCAGUGCGCUGGCCAUGGCUCUCAUCGGUGCUGUGUCCAGCUACAUCUCCUACCAGCAGAAGAAGUUCUGCUUCAGCAUUCAGCAGGGGCUCAAUGCAGACUAUGUGAAGGGGGAGAACCUGGAAGCGGUGGCAUGUGAGGAGCCCCAAGUGCAGUACAAGGCCGUUCCAACACAGUCUGCUGAGCCCCCGCCCCCAGGGCCACCCCGCAUCUGAGGCACCCCCAGCAGCGACGCACGAAGCCAGCAAAGGGUGCCACUGCUUGUGAGCCUGCAGCCGAUUGCCUUGGAACCACAGCCGCUGUGCUGUCUUCGCCCUGUCAUGGCUUCUUGUCCUGCUGUUUCCAGAGGAGCUCCAGGUGCUCGCCAGUUUGGUUUCUGCCUUGCCACAGGAACUCCGGAGGGACUUGGUGCCGAAACUCAAAGCGUGACUCUGCCACCAGGCCAGCAGCAGCCUCACAAGCUGCCAGGUCACAGGUGCCCUGGAGCCGGGCUCAGUGAGUUCCAGGGGUGGGGGCAGGAAGGGCAAAACAUGGGGAUGGGCAACAAGAUGGCUGGGGAUGAUGUCACAGCAGGACAGCAUUUCCACUCAGAAGAGUUUGAACCCAGUGUGCUGUGGUCCUGCUGCGUGCUGGCUGCGGUGGCUCCCAGUGCCCGCUGGCUGCCAUGAGGCAGCCUCUGGCUGUGGCCUCCAAGAACUCUCAGUAGGGGCCCAGCUAGCACCCAAUUUCUUCCUUUGGAGCCCCCGCAGGGAGCAAGUGAGAUGGCACCAAGCAGUACCACACACAUGCCACACACAGGCUGGUGGUUCAGUUGCCGUCUUCCAAUGCCAGGUUUUAUACUGUUGGGCUUCCUGGAAAGCUACUUGGAGUGUAGGCUUCUCCAUUCCUUAAGUAUAAAAUGCAUCUCACCAUACUUCUGCUAGGAGAGUGUAGGCACCUUUUGGUUGCACAGGAAGCUGUGACUUGCAGCUUCUCAUCCAAAAGGGGGCAGUAUGGUCUUAAGGCUGGCAGGAUUAUUGUUGCAUAUCACUUCUGGGUUGGAAAAGAAUUGGCUAUUGGGUGGGAGCAGCUGUUCCCCUUUCAGCCUGUCUCUGAUCUCUGGGAUCAUAAGCUACAGGUAUCAAGACUGAGCGUGUGACCAUCCCACAAAACUGCUGUCCAGAGACCAGGCUGCAUGUGUAGAUCCCGUGUGCUGCCUUGCCAAGUCAGAACGCACUUCUGAUGUGACCAGGCAGGCCAGACCCCGCUUUCAAACCCCAUGGGCCUCUUCAAACAGCACGAUAAUUCUAUGUGAGUCCUGGGCUAGGUUGGCACCUCUGUGAGCUUGGCGGUUAAAAACCCCAUUCCCAGUUGCAGGUGGGGGGGGGGCGGUGUGGCAUCGCACCCUGUAGGUGCCUGCUCACUGUGUGCCCAUGACCCUGGAGCACCAGCCCCCUGGCCCUGACAGGGAGUAUUGUGAAGGAGGAGGAUGGCAGCUGGCUAUGCUGCAGAUCCAUGACCAUAGAAGCUGUCUGUAAGAUCUGCCCAUUUCCAGGGCCUCCUGCCUUUGCUAGCCAGACCACUGUCAACCUUGUCCUUCCCUGAUGCCAAUGACAUAGAGGGCUUAUGAACCUAUCGCUGGCCAUUGCAGAGCUGGAGGUAGCUAUGGAGAAUUUUUGCACCCAUGACCUGUUAUUACCUAGAAAGGUUGAGUUGUGGUAAAGCCUGUGUGAUGGCAAUGACCUUGGAACCCUGUAGCUGUGAUGUCUAAUAAAUGCUCUGUGAAGACA
This is a messenger RNA of Ochotona curzoniae (black-lipped pika), 2463 nucleotides long. RefSeq names its product CD99 molecule like 2 (gene CD99L2). The record is from RefSeq and is a predicted model, not a curated record. The transcript is spliced from 11 exons. The coding region runs from base 88 to 909 and encodes 273 amino acids. Lineage: Eukaryota; Metazoa; Chordata; Mammalia; Lagomorpha; Ochotonidae.